Molecule: messenger RNA, 1659 nt
Organism: Grosmannia clavigera kw1407
Lineage: Eukaryota; Fungi; Ascomycota; Sordariomycetes; Ophiostomatales; Ophiostomataceae
Product: zinc finger transcription factor
Exons: 4
Coding region: 1-1659 (552 amino acids)
Molecular function (GO): metal ion binding
Source: RefSeq, a predicted model, not a curated record
AUGGCUACCUACGGUUACGGCCCGCCGCCACCUCCACCACCUCCGUCUCAGCCGUCAGGCGGAUACGGCCAGUACCAGCCUUCAUAUCAACACGGUCCUCAGCACAACCGUGGUGGCCGUGGUGGGGCCAACCAUUCCAGUGGUCGCAGCAAUGAAUACCCGAACGCCGCUGGCAUGGAGCUUACCCGCCUCAUCAGCCGCAAUGGGCGCCUGAUCCAGCAGUUCAAGGCCAUACACAACCGCACCAAUCGUCGCACAGUCCUCUCCCUCCGCAGAGCUACCAUUCGAACUAUGCGCCGCAGAUGUAUCAGCAGCAUCAGCCGAGCCUGGCCCCUGGUCACCACCAAGCGGCCCAAGGUCCUUCCUCCUACAGCCAGCAGCCCCCGUAUGCACCGCCUUCUGCUAGCGCUCAACAGCCAUACGGACAGCAACCAUAUCCUCAUCCUUCCCAACCUCCAAACGGCCAUCCGCCCCAGCAGUGGGGGCCGCCCGCUCAUGGCCAACAGAGCGUUGGACAUGGCGGGCACUUCAGUGGUGGCGGCAGAGGCAGAGGAGGCGGACAUCAUCACGAACGUGAACGGUCGACAAUACGGGCGAGGUGGCUAUCAGAACACUUCGUACCGAGGUGGCCGCCCCAACUUCGGUGGCGACAAGAUGCGUCACAAGAAGAUCAGUGGUGGUCCGAUCAAGGCUGCCCCUUCCCAACACCAUCAGAAGCCUGAUGCUGCGUCUGCCGGCAAGAAGAAGAAACGCAAGACUAACACUCUCGGGCUGACACCCGGGGAGGAGUCUGAUGAAGAAGACGUGGACGAAGAAGCCAAGCUGGUUGAAAUGAUCGGACCCGAUGCUCCAAAGCUCGACAACCUGGGAGAAGGAGAUAAGGCGAACAAGGCGGGCGGAGGCGGUGCCAACGGCAAGAAUGGCACGCCGAGCUUGACGGCACUCGAACGCCAACAGCAAAAGGCCGAGAAGCUGAGGAAGCAACUGGAGAAGGUGGAAUCGAGCAUCAAGCGAAAGCGCGAGCAGCAGGACGAGGGCGAUGAUAUGCGCGGCGUGGACGGCGAGUCGUCAGACGCGUCUUCGGAUUCAAAGUCGGAUGACGAAGCACCCGAGGCCAUGCCGAUCCGAAGCGAAGCGAUGCCGCCGGCGCCCAGGCGAGCCGACCACUCCAAGCACUGCAAGUACUACUCUACAGGGGGCACAUGUGGAAAGAAGGGCAAGUGUCGCUUCGUCCAUGACCCGGCAGUGCGUCAGGCCGCGCUGCAGGAGCGGGAACGGAACGGAGGUCGGAUGACGCUGCAGCAGCGGCUGAUUCUCAACGACAAGGACCAGGAGGACCUCACGAUCGUCAAGACGCUGCAGUAUCUUAAGGAGAAAGGCAUCAUGAAGGACGGCGUGUCCGGACCCUCUGGUGCGCAGACCUCUAUUGAUUCGGCCGGAUCACCGGCGCCAGAGUCACCACAGCUGCAGCCAAUGCUGUCGCAGGUUCCAGAGACCGGUCUGGAACCGGGGCAACAGCCGCAUGGCUUGCCCAAACAGCCGCCGUCGAGCCUCUUGCUUGCACCGCCCAACGCGUCGGGCUCUGCACCGACGGUGCAAUAUCAAGGAUGGAAUCUGAGCGGGUUUGGCAACACGGGCGUCAAGUCAAGCGAUCCAUAG